AUGACCACACAUUCGCACUGCUUUGGACGACUGAGAGCAGAGCAGGUUACCCUUCUUGUCUGUAUCAUGGUCGGUGUUCCUGGCAAGUAUCAGGGCUGCGAAACGUGCCGUGGACGGCGGGUGAAGUGUACCAACGAGAGACCGUUUUGCCAGAAGUGUGCCAACAGCGGAAGACAAUGCGAAGGCUACGGGCGCGAGCGAGUCUUCAUCACCGGAACUCCGGAGCAUCGCGGACGAGUCGCAUCCCAUCCCAGGAAGCCUACAUCAUCGGCGUCGUCUUCAAGACGGAGACAUCUGGAUUCCGAAGCCAGGUCAACGCCAGAGAUCACCCCUGAGCGAGACACGGAGCGCGGGCGCCAAGUUCCCGCUGAGCUGCGCUACGUCGAUAGGCGUCCUCCAGUGACAGCAGCUGCCCCAUUCACACCGGCGUGGGAGGACCGUAUUGCACUCGAUGUUCAAGGUGCGCUGGAUUAUGCCUUCCUCACGUCUCUGCACAUAACGCCACAGAGCAUCGUUUGUCAGGCGAGGCAGAACCAGGCCGAGCUGCAGAGCUGGAAGAUCGUUCCAGUGCCAUACAUCCUCCCAGAUGUGUUGUCCAUGACCAAGGAUGGCACGCUCCGGCUGAAAGGAAGAUGUAUGGCCCGCCUCUCCGACCUCGCCAGUGACAACGAGAAAGCACCGGCUUCAAUAGCCUUCCUGCUAGAGGGCACACGAGCGACAUCAACAGAUACCGAAUCUGGGCAGGUGACGAUGCAAAGCCCUGUCCAGCAGCUGGGUCCGCACAGUUUUACAUCGUUCCCGAACCACCACUUCUUCGCCCGAGUCUUUCGGCCUUUGAUUCUUGGUUCCUCGCUGCUCAGUCGCAAAGAGACGUUUCUGAAAGACACAGAGUGGCUCACGGUGCCUUGGGACAGCCAUCCGAAAACGCUCUUGGAUCAGUUACUUGAUCUCAUAUCCUUCAUGCCUCCUCUUUUGAAGCAGCUCGACGCCAUAUCGGCAACAGUGGCUACGACUCCUCGCCGUCAACAAGCCCAGACGCUGCUCGGGAAUUGCAAAGCUUUGGAAAGUCGUUUCGACCAGUGGCUGACAUCGGCUCAUGAGGAGACAGCCGAGCAGCAGCAGCAGUGCUACUGGGUAGAAGAGACGUCCAGCGCGCUGGAGGCGGCUCCUUUCGCCAGUCUGCUCACAUUCAGAGACGGUGCUACCGCCCUCAUGUUUCUGUAUUUCUGGAUGUCUCAGAUCUCUGUCCAUCGAUGCAUCGAACGUCUGUACACAAUCAUUUUCGAACCAGUCAUUGAUAUGUUCCCGCACCCGUGGCCAGAACUGCCUCCCAAUCUUGGGCUGGAUGAUCUUGGUCGCUAUCAACAGACCCACGAACUCGCAACGAGCAUUUGUCGCGGGCUCGACUCAGCCCUUGGAUACGCUGCUCAGCCCGAGCUAUUGCUAGCUCCAAUGACAACUGCACUGAAUUUGUUCAGAGACGACAACACCAAUGUGCACGACGGCAUCCUUGAAAUAUUCUGGUUGGAGGCUUUCAAGUCUCGCUUGGCGGAUAAGGGACAGUAUCUGGCUUCCAUGUUGGAAAGAAGCAGUUGGGUAGAACUGGCCAGGUUUUGA
This is a messenger RNA of Emericellopsis cladophorae, 1617 nucleotides long. RefSeq lists its product as uncharacterized. Gene Ontology annotation, molecular function: DNA-binding transcription factor activity, RNA polymerase II-specific; zinc ion binding. The coding region runs from base 1 to 1617 and encodes 538 amino acids. NCBI's taxonomy places the organism in Eukaryota, Fungi, Ascomycota, Sordariomycetes, Hypocreales, Bionectriaceae. The record is from RefSeq and is a predicted model, not a curated record. Gene Ontology annotation, biological process: regulation of DNA-templated transcription. The transcript is spliced from 4 exons.